AUGAUAAUUACAGGUUUUACUGGCCAACUCCGAGGUUGGUGGGAUAAUUAUAUGAGUGUAGAAGCGAAAGCUGCUGUGGUAAAUGCUACUACAGAUAACGAAGGUGUUUAUAACUUGGGCAUGACUUUAGUCAGAAAUAGGGAAGAUACUGUUUAUACCUUAGUUUUGACCAUCUUAGAACAUUUCAAUAGAUUUACCAAUCAAUACACGACGGUUCUCUCCUUAUUAAAUGGUCUACGAUGUCGACAUUUAGGAAAAUUUCGAUGGUAUAAAGAUACUUAUAUGAUUCGGGUGAUGGAACUACCCGAAAAUGGUCUUGAGUAUUGGAAAGCUAAGUUUAUAGACGACAUUCCUCCUUUAUUUGCGGAAAGAGUUAGGAAAACCCUGAGGGAUACACAAGGGGUUAUUUCGUAUAGAUCCUAUACUUAUGUUAAGUUGAUAGGAGCCUGCACUCAAGAAGGCAUAAACCUGUGCAACGAAUUGAAGCUAUCUAGACAGCUUAAGAUUGAUAAGCUUAGAGAAAGAUCUCAUCUAGGAGACUUCUGUACCCAGUUUGGAUUACCUGAUUCAGCUAAAGGUAAGCAGGCUAAACACAGAGAUUCUAGUGGUUCCACUCCUGAUAAACCUUAUAGGAAGAAAAAGUCUAGGCGAAGGUCUAGAGAAGAACGAGAAGAGGAAAGAGCUCAUCGUAAAUCUAAUAGAUUUACAAAAAAAUGGUACAUCUAA
Solanum verrucosum is the source of this 726-nucleotide messenger RNA. RefSeq lists its product as uncharacterized. The transcript has a single exon. Bases 1 to 726 code for a protein of 241 amino acids. NCBI's taxonomy places the organism in Eukaryota, Viridiplantae, Streptophyta, Magnoliopsida, Solanales, Solanaceae. The record is from RefSeq and is a predicted model, not a curated record.